Messenger RNA from Alternaria alternata, 697 nucleotides. RefSeq lists its product as hypothetical. The transcript is spliced from 4 exons. Lineage: Eukaryota; Fungi; Ascomycota; Dothideomycetes; Pleosporales; Pleosporaceae. The record is from RefSeq and is a predicted model, not a curated record. The coding region runs from base 139 to 624 and encodes 161 amino acids.
CGCAUGUGAAUCGCCAGAAUGGCACCCCGCUCUCUUUCUAUAUAAGCAGGUCUACCCCGAACAGAUCUCUGCUCUCCUUCUACCCCACCACCUUCCGGCUUGCCAAGUAUACCGGACUGCAAGCAAUAGACAAUCAACAUGAUUCAUCUUUCCACCAUCCUUGUCUGGGUCUUCGGGUUGUUGGCUGUUAUCGCAGCCUCACCUAUUUCCCAGCCUACGCCUUCCGAUCUCACUGAACGCGCGAAUGAUAGUUCGCUUCAACUCGUGUUCGGCGAAAUGCUCGGCAACCACUUCUGGUGGCUCUUCCAGGGCCCUCUGGGCAUUGGAGUCGACAUGUGCGGCCUUGACGAGCAAUUCGAGCUGGUUAAGUUAUGGCCUCAUCCUGGCACCGCCAACAUAGACAGUCCGCCUUUUCCAACUAAAAUCACGGUUAAAGUCAGAUAUGAUGGCCGCCAGGAAUGCAGCUACUACAACGACGGCAAGGGAAAUGCGGGACGUCUUGUAUGCGCUGAUCCGUCCCCCUAUUCGACCGACUUCAAGCGCGACCCACAGUGGGAUAAGCCGACAGAGGUUUGCAAAGGAAAACGAAUGCAUCGGGGAUACUUUGUCGAGUACGGAACCUGAGACAACAAAGUACGACACACCAUAAUGAACAGACAUGACGAGUCCUCUGAAAGACGACAGGGAGCUAUGAAUA